UCCAAGAACACUGACACGCAUACGCCCUCCAACCUUUCCUGCUAACGAGGUUCUUUCUCAGCAUGUCUCUGUCGGGCAUGUUGUUGCGGAAGAAGAGGUAGUCGGAGCGAGAAUGCCAGGUGCUGUGGUCGAAUGAUAUCACCUGAAAAUCACAUGACGUGCAGCGUAACCGGUCACAAGCCCUUCUUGUGAUAGAAUCUGAGAGACCCGGUGGUGUGGAUACACCAGCCACCAUCACAGGGAAACACCUUUCGUCUGGCGGAGAAGGAAUGCUCAUAGUCGACUCUAUCCUCUUCCCACUCCCUCUCUUAUUCCCUGGGGGAGCCCCUGGCUCUUUAAUUAUCUCACUGAUUAUCUUAUCCAGGUCCUCCUCCUCCUCCUCCUCUUCCCCCGUUAUGAUGUCAUUUUUAAUGACAUCGUUGCUAAUUUUGACUGUCGUCGUAGGUGUUCUACAAGAGGUGGCACUAGCAGCUGCUCUCGGUUUACGGUUGCCAUGGUGAUGACUCGCCUUGGAGACCGUUUCCUUGGAAACGACUCUAGUAGUAGAGGGAGUGGGUGUGGUUUUUGGGGAGCAGUAUUUUCGCUCCACUUCGUCCAGCAGUUCAGUAAUACCAUCAUCAGCCAUCAAAACCCCCUGUUAUGGUUCUACAUAACACACCUCUCAGCAAAAUCUGUUUGUUUGUUUUGCUGAAGUUGGUCUCCAAAACAACACAAUAUUCAGUGCUUUUCGGUGUAUGGGGUGGGCGUUCAUUAGAAUCGACCAUCAUAGUGUAAAGUGGUGCUCUUGCUGGGCUCAGGAAGAUUUCGUGCAUGAGCAGAGGGGCGUCUGGGCAUCACUGGAACGCUGGAUACAUUCCAGAGGGUGACGUCCCAUUUUUUUGUGUCAACAAUAGGCGUAGGCAGAACCCGUGCGCCGCCGUCGCCGUGGCGCAUCUUCCUCCGGGGUUCAACGAGGUCAGCCGCAGUCAAGAUGGCCGUUUUGUUGUCGCUCUCUCUCUGCCUCCUCUUCCUCCUCCUCUCCUCCGCGGGUGGACAGAGCGGGGGUGGGAAAACCUCCAGCGAAGCUGCGAAAGAUGGCGACAAACUGCCCGCCGCCGGCGACGUUACACCCGUCAACAACAGCGACGAUAACGACACCCCGACGGAUCCAGGGCCACCUACGAACGACACGGAGCCUACCACGGAGCCUACCACAGGCUCUGAAGAACCCACCACAACUGAAGCACAGUCAAACGAACCUCCCUCCAAACCCUCACCUCCUCCAUCCUCUCCCCCCUCCACUGACACUGAACCCACUACCACAGACACCACCCCACCCCCCACCACUGCCACCACCGAACCGACAGAUGCCACUACUCAACCUCCCAGUACCACUGAACCGACAACCACUACCACAGAGUCGCCGUCCACUACGAAAAAGCCCACAACAGAAAGUCCAACGACUUUGGGAACUCCCCCGACUUCGGAUUCUCCGACGACGUCAUCGUCCGAGUCUCCCACGACAACAGAGAGUCCUGGGACUGACACGCCAUCGACAGCUGCUCCGGAGGUCGUCGAGCCGACCUACCCUCCGGGAGAGAGGGAGACCUUUAUGUCGCUCUCCAUCUUCUUCAUCCUCAUGUUGUUGGGUGUAAGCACCAUCCUGGUUCAUCUGAUGAUAAAGUUCAAACUUCGUUUCCUGCCCGAGAGCAUCGGCGUCCUCCUAAUCGGGUUCUUUGUGGGGCUGUUUCUGUUCAUUGUGAAGAAGAUUAAUCCAGAGGUGGAGCUGCAGUACCAGGAACGGUUCGACCCAAACCCGUUCUUCCUCCUCCUCCUCCCUCCCAUCAUAUUCGAAUCUGGCUACUCCCUGCACAAGGGCAACUUUUUCAAGAACAUUGGAUCCAUUGUCAUCUUUGCUGUGUUUGGGACCGCCAUUUCUGCCAUCAUUGUCGGAGGAGGACUUUUUUCUCUCUCCAAGAUUGGCGUUGUUUAUGAAUUGAACUUCAUUCAAAGUUUCACGUUUGGAGCCCUGAUAUCGGCGGUGGAUCCCGUGGCAACGCUGGCCAUAUUCCACGCCCUUGAGGUGAACCCUACCCUCAACAUGCUCGUGUUCGGAGAAAGUGUCCUCAACGAUGCCGUCGCCAUCGUCAUGACAAAAACAAUAAUGGAACAGGCGUCCAGCUCUCUGGACAAUCCUGGACUGAUUGUGGCCCACGCCUUCUGGAAAUUCAUUGUCAUGUUCUGCGGCUCCGCCCUUCUCGGGAUUGUCAGCGCUCUUGCCAGUGCACUGUUUCUGAAGUACGUGAAUGUUCGAGAGAUCAAUUCUCUGGAAUUUGUGAUAUGGUUCAUCUUUGGAUUCGGACCCUACUUCAUCGCCGAGGGUCUCAAUUUAUCAGGGAUAAUGGCGGUGUUGUUCAGUGGAAUUGUCAUGUCUCACUACACUCACUUCAACCUGUCCCCAGUCACACAGGUCACAGUCCAACAGACCAUGAGAACCGUGUCGUUCAUGGCAGAGACUGUGGUGUUCCUGUACAUUGGGAUGCAAGUGUUCACAAUCACAACUUCCUUCUCUAUUGGACUCAUUAUAUGGAGCUUGAUUCUCAUUCUCAUCGGACGUGCGGCCAACAUUUUCCCACUUUCGUUUCUCGUGAAUCGAUUCCGGGCCGUCCAGAUCAGUCCUCGUAUGCAGUUUGUCAUGUGGUUCAGCGGCCUAAGAGGAGCAAUAGCGUAUGCGUUGGCACUCAACCUGCAGGAGAGUGUGGGUGACUUUGCCUCACCAGAGACCAUUCGAGUUCUCGACACGGCCACUCUCAUCAUCGUCCUCUUCACCAUAGUUGGUCUCGGGGCCUCCACCCUCCCUCUACUGAAGUUCCUGAGCAAGGGAUCGGCGGCGAACGAGGUGACACUGAGCAAGACGGAGGAGCAGGGGGUAGCCAUCACCUACCCGGAGGAGCUGGAGGAGCAGCUGUCCUUCCAUCCCCCUGCCUCAAGCAGACACCAGUGGUUCCUCUAUCUGGACUACAAGUAUUUCCGUCCGUUUCUCAUCCGCCGGUUCACGAAGAGAGAGGUUCUGCACGCGCGAGUUGACAUGCAGCGACGUACCAACGAGUGGUACCAGGGACUCCGUGAGGCCUCCAGCGAAGAAGACGACGAAGACGUCAUUCUCGAACUGGAAACCACUUUCUCUUCCCCCCACGACCACUCUCACCUCAAGAAGACAAAGAACACUCCGUCGGUUGUCAAGUGGGGUGCCGGUGCUUCUAAUAAGAGCCCACCACCUCUGCGUAGUAGUGGUGGGAAGGGGUUGUUGGGUACAAAGAGUAGCCCGACUCCUCCAGUGUGGACUGAAGUACAGCUGGAGAGUGGGAGAGAGAGCAUGUCCACUCUGGACGACCUGAUGGGGAGGUACACACCGCCAGUGCCCCAGUCGAGGUACCGGCUGCUGUUUCUUCCGGUAUUGAGAGAGAAGAGGGAGACGGGGAGGGAGAACGACAGCGGGGUCAGUCUGGACGGCUCAGAGGAAGAGUCAUCCUCACUGCUGUCACCAGGACCUCCCUCCCACGACAGAGACCUGAGGGGACACCUCCUGCGGACAGCCAGGUGGUGCUGGUGUGACCUGGACACCCGUGAUAUGAUACUCAGGGGAGACACUGUUCCGUACUAUGUGGUUGAGAUUUCCAUCCUCCCGUUUGUGCGAAACGCCUCGCUCUCUCCAAUGGUGUUGCAGCUGCAUCCGAUCUACCAGAGCGAGCGGGGGCGUUGCUAUUUCCGCGGGAGCACUUCCCUCCUGGAAUAUUCCUACCAACAGUUUGCAGAAGUCACCAUUUCUGAGGCGGAGAAACACUUUAACAAAAUAGAGAAGGAGUUGAGAGCAGAAAUGAAACUCUACAUGACUAAGCUGACCCAUGCACUUGCGAAGCUUGCCCUAUAUGAGUCAUGUGAUUGUCACAUGGCCUAAUCACCACACCCACUUGCUCACAUUAUAACAGGUCUACGGCCAAAUGUCACCCUUUCAACACCUUUUUUUCCCAUUGUCAUCCUUUUUCCCUACCACCAAAAUCUCAUUUUUAUUCGAUUGCAUCAUCAACUCAUCAUCACACAUCGAUGCUGCUUUUGUAACACCCUCUCCGUUGAUUUCAAUAAAUUUCAAUAAAUAACCACCUCAGAUACAUCUGACUAGUGCUGUGGGCGAUACAUAAAGCAUGCAGUAAAUUAAAGUGUGACCUCUAUGAGCGUAAUACAUACGCAAUACUGUGUCGUGCUCUCUAGCCAACCACUAGACUUGUGUCUGUUUCAAACUUGUAUUUCGGCACUGCCAGAUUGAGGGGGGCGGGGCCCUUUCUGAUGCGGCCCGAGGUAUCGUAGUGCGAGCCGUGACACGGGCAGAAGUAGCCGCCGUAUUCUCCGGCGUUGGCGAUGGGCACGCAGCCCAGGUGGGUACAGACACCAAUGAGGAUCAUCCACUGGUCUCUCUGGACUCUGGCGUCGUCGGCCUGCGGGUCACGCAGAGUACUGAGGUCCACGUUCUUCGCCGCGUCGAUCUCCUCGGCUGUGCGGUGCCUGACGAAGAGGGGCUUCCCCUGCCACUUUAAGACGACGUUCUUCCCCUCCGGGAUGGCAGAGAGGUCCACCUCUAUCGUUGCCAUUGCUAGGACAUCAGCUGAGGGGCUCAUUGUACUCAGCAGACCCACUAUUGCGUCUUUGGUUGGUACCAUUCCAGCCGCCAGACCGCCUGCAAGGAUUUAGAGAACUCGUUACUAUACUUGUGGCA
Messenger RNA from Geodia barretti, 4750 nucleotides. NCBI's taxonomy places the organism in Eukaryota, Metazoa, Porifera, Demospongiae, Tetractinellida, Geodiidae. The record is from the annotation of a GenBank genome assembly.